UGGUGCUGGCAAUCGGGCUACUUUUGGCGUCCGAGUGGUCAGCGUUGUGACUUACCGGCCACGUGACCUUGGGGAAGUUCGCCAAUCACUUUCAAGUUUCUGUUUUUUUGUCGUGCACUGAAGACCUCCAGUGGCCGGGAACCGCGAGCACUUGCAAGUCCCGCAGCCCCUGCGCGUGCUUCGCCCAGGUAGAGUUGGAACCAGAGAGCUCCUUGAAGUCAAGGCCUUGCCCAAGGAAUUUUCCAAGUGCGGCACAUGCCAGGACCUGUGAUCAGUCCAGCAGGACAGGGUGGGAUUUGAAGAUCAACUUCAGCUCUUGCCAUGGCAGGCCUGCCCCUUCGAGUGGCCACCCUUCUGACUGGACUGCUGGAAUGCCUUUGCUUUGCGGGGGUCCUUUUUGGCUGGACGUCUCUGGUAUACGUCUUCAAAGCAGAGUAUUACUUUAAGGAUCUUUGCAACUAUGAACCCCUGAGCAAUGCCACCAGGCAGGCUGAUUGCAAAGCACAAUCUGACAUGUUCUUGCUCAUCUUCACUGUGGCGUCCUUCAUGAACAACUUCAUGGCCUUCCCGGCUGGCUACAUCUUUGACCGGUUCAAGACCACCGUGGCCCGCCUCAUAGCCAUAUUUUUAUACACCAGUGCCACACUAACCAUUGCCUUCACCUCUGCAGAUUUGGCCCAGCUGCUCUUCCUGGCCAUGCCCAUGCUCACGGUUGGGGGGAUUCUGUUUCUCAUCACGAACCUCCAGGUUGGGAACCUAUUUGGCAAACACUGUUCAACCAUCAUCACCCUCUACAAUGGGGCAUUUGACUCUUCCUCAGCCGUCUUUCUUAUUGUUAAGCUUCUCUAUGAACGGGACAUCAAACUCAGGACCUCCUUCCUUUUCCUGUCUGUCUGCAGUGUCUGGCAUGUUGGGCGUACGUUUCUCCUGAUGCCCCGGGGGCACAUCCCCUACCCAGUGCCUCCUGACUACAGCUAUGGCUUGUGUUUGAGAUUUGGCACCAGAAAGGAAAAGAGGACAGCUGAGCAUGAAGUCAGGGAGCUUCAGUCAAAGGAGUUCCUUCCAUCGCAGGAAGAGAACCCAGGACCAGGGCAGCAGCAGGAGCUGCGCUCUUUCCGGAGCUGUGUGCUCUCUCGGCGCUUUGCCUGGCACCUGGUGUGGCUGUCUGUGGUACAGUUGUGGCAUUACUUCUUCAUUGGUACCCUCAACUCCCUACUAACCAAACUGGCUGGUGAUGACAGGGAGCAAGUCAGCCCCUACACCAAUGCCUUUGCCAUCACCCAGUUCUUUGGGGUGUUGUGUGCCCCCUGGAAUGGCAUGCUCAUGGAUCACCUCAAGCAGAAGUACCAGAAGGAAGCAAAACAGACAGUGCCCUCACUGGCCCUGACAUCGCUGCUAUGCCUGGGAUUUGCUCUGUGUGCCUCCAUCCCUGUCCUCCAACUGCAGUAUGCCACCUUUAUCCUGCAAGUGCUCAGCCGCUCCUUCCUCUAUGGGGGCAAUGCUGCCUUCCUCACGCAGGCCUUUCCUGCUGAACACUUUGGAAAGCUCUUUGGGCUGGUGAUGGCCUUGUCGGCCAUUGUGUCUCUGAUCCAGUUCCCCAUCGCCACACGCAGCCAGAGUGACCCUCUAUAUGUGAGUGUGGGGCUACUGUUGGCCAGCCUCCUGACGUUCGUCCAUCCCUUCCUGGUGUACCGUGAGUGCCGUGCUCAGAAAGCAAGCCCCUCCGCAAGCAGCUAGUUCCGCGGCCUUCACUCUACAGCCCUGCAGAUGCGUCUCCUAAACUGUCCACCCUUGUGAGCUCGUUGUGUCCACCAAGACUUUGCCUGCCCAGGCUACUUGUAUUAAAUAUCCAUUACUCUUUUCUUAACUGCUAUCCAA
Jaculus jaculus (lesser Egyptian jerboa) is the source of this 1878-nucleotide messenger RNA. RefSeq names its product solute carrier family 43 member 3 (gene Slc43a3). The transcript is spliced from 13 exons. The record is from RefSeq and is a predicted model, not a curated record. Gene Ontology annotation, molecular function: transmembrane transporter activity. NCBI's taxonomy places the organism in Eukaryota, Metazoa, Chordata, Mammalia, Rodentia, Dipodidae. The coding region runs from base 322 to 1737 and encodes 471 amino acids. Gene Ontology annotation, biological process: transmembrane transport.